CCACCCAUCGGAAGCACCGCCGCCGCUGCCGCCGCCACAGCUAGCAAUCUGUGUCUGUAUAAACUGUCCGUGUUUUGGUUGCUGAAAACCAUCAACAUAGGUUGCCCACAGUCGGUGUUGUGGUGCCCACGUGGGGAACCGGCGACCCCGCGACCGCCGAAGCCACCGAUAUGGCCACCGGAACCGGAACUGCCACUCGAAUCGCAGUGGGCCGACGCCGGCGAAGGCUACUGGGCUGACCAGCAGGGGAACAACCCGUGGUGCUAUCCCACCAAGACGAACCCACAACAACAACAACAACAACAGCAGCAGCACCCCCACCACCACCAGAUCACAACACCAACCUCGUACCGGACCGAGUACGAACUGUCCGGAUCGUACGUAUCGCUCGAGUGUCCAUCGCCACCCGGUCCGCCGGCAUGUCUGACCGACAACAACCGGCGGGACCCGCAGGCCCGCCUGGCCCGAUGCCUCCGGAAUCUCUACACCGAGCUAGCCCUCAAGGAGCCGGUCCUGCCGACGUGGGUCCAACCGGUCGCGCCGGGGCUCCUCUGUCCAGCCCGGCUGGAGCCAGAACUAAGACUGCACAUCCAUUCGCACGGUCUGAACGAGUGCAUCUCGGUCGAUCAGAUCCUGGCCGCCGUUCAGACCAAGGAUGGACCCUUCCUGGAAGCGCCCCGGCGGGUACUGAUCGAGUGCCCUCCGUGGGUUACGCGUAGCGCACUGGCCCUCCGGAUACUGCACGGCUGGAGCCGGGAACCGCCAUGGCCUCCGCGAGGUCAACCCGUAGCGUUAGCACUUUUUAUACCGUUAAACGAAAUCAAGGGAUCGUUAGCCAGUUAUGUAGCGAAAGAACUAUUACCUCGGGGUACGCAAAAUCCGUUUGCAUCCGGAUUUGGGGGUUUCAAUGCCGCGUGGAACUCGCUGGAGUCGUUGAAGAGCAAAUUGCUGGUCGUACUGGACGGCUACGAUGUGCAGAGUAAAUCCAGGAAGAACAAAUCCGUCCAGAAGGACGUGACGGAUUUGCUAGAGGGAAGACUGUUCCCCGAGGCUAGGGUCAUACUGAUCAGCGUGACGUCGUCCUGCGCAGAGCUGUUGCCAUUGAUGCAGCGUCACGUCACCUUCGAAGGAAUCACCUGGGGUCGAUCGGUUUCCUUGCUAGGCGGCGGUCAAUGGGGUGCUCCUACGAGACUAAUCGAUUGUGUUCAAGACUGUAGACAUCUACGGAACAUAGCGAGGACUUCGUUGGGCUGUCUAGCCAUCUCGGCGAUCUACGCGGCCAAUGCAGGCGAUCUACCUACGGACGAAAUUGACGUUAUCGCUUCCGUAUUCAACUGCGUAGCUACCAACUCUUCGCACACGCAAGUCACCGAGCUCGGCAGGUUGGCUCUUUUCUGCCUCAAGACCAAGCGAUCGACGGUCAGUUCAGCGGAGCUUAAAAUGUACUGUUCGUCUCCGGAAACCAACAUCAUCGGAUGCUUGGACAAGGCACCGGUCUUCGGUCGAACAGCGCGGAGAAAAUCCGAAUUCAAUUAUACCACCAUUUGUCCAGGGAUUGCUGAAUUCCUUGCGGCCAACUACAUCGUAUCGCUAGCUAGUCGACCGGGCCUGCUCGCCGCUGAAGUUGCCGGUCUAGCCAUCGGCGACGAAGUCGAACCGGAAAUCCUCAAAGUGCUAACCUAUGCCAUGUCUCUCCUCGGCUCGCGAGCUCACCUAUUGCUCUCCAAACUUACUCCGCUCUGGUUAAGCCCACAAACCAUAUUCUCCCUAGCCGUGGCCGGCGGUGAAACCGAGUCCAACCUCACUGCCCUUUGCGAAAUCCUUGGAAUAUCCAAGUCCCCUCCGAUACCUCCACUAGAGGCGAAACCCAUCUGGGUGCAAAUCAAAUCCACAGCCUCUGAACUGCAAGGUUGGGGUCUGGCACUCAAGAGUCCAACCUGCACGCUCAAAAACCUGGAACUAGUCUACCAGAUCGAGAAGAACAUGCUCCUCGAGUCACGGAACGUCAUGGACAUCUUCCUCGAUGCGCUGUCCAAGAACGAAAGUGUCACAACACUUCGAAUAACUUCGCUGAUCGAAAACGAAGUUCGAGACUCGGACAUCAACUACCUAGCGACAUGCAUAUCCAAAACCGUACUGAAACCAAGACUGGAGAGCUUCGAAGUAAUUCUGACACUGCUGGAAGAAGAUCCUCCCAUACUGAAGCUGCAGUCCGUAGUGACGGGUCUUUGCAGAGCGAUCCCUCGACAACCAAAACUCAGUAACUUGAUCCUCGAUCUAGGUCUUUGCACUUCGCAACUGGUUCAAAUCUGCUCAAUGCUCGAGAAAUGCCCUCACGUCACAAGACUGUCCUUCCCGCAUCUCCGUUGCGAACGUGGAGCCGUAGGCGCUCUGGCCAGUCUCCUGAAUGCACGGCCUCUGUCCUAUCUAGCACUAGCCUCCAGUUGGGGAGCUCGCGACGAUCCACCGUCCUCUAGUGGCGUCAGCAUGGGUUCCGGUUCCGGUAGCAGCUCCGGAAACUCCGGCCUUAUCAAACAAUCUUCUCUAACCGGAGCGCCAUCGCCUCGAUCCUAUCCAACCGGAAUCUUCUCAUCACUGCCCCGAGGAGUACUGAACUCCACCUCAAACAUGGGCCGCUCAGCCACACUACCACGUCAACCCAUGGAAGGACCACCGGAUAAACGAAGCACGGACUCGGUCAUCUCCCGAACUUGGUAUCCUACUCCAGCUUGCGACGGCGGUCCUCACAACUCCGGUACACUUCACGAACUGCUCCUGGCGGCACGGGACUCCUACUCCCGACUCCAUGGGCUGGACCUCAGCAAAGCUCAACUUUCGCUCGAGGACUCCAUGUGCCUGGGGGAAACGGUUCGUGUCUCCACUAACCUCCAUUCGAUCAAACUGGAAGGCGCCUCUCGCCUCAGCGAAAUCCUUCCCACGGUGCUGGGUGCCAGCGAGUCACCCAGUCUGCAGAUGCUCAGCCUUGGAUCGCCCCGAAUCGCCCUGGAGGAUGCCGCCGUCGGAAUGUCAGCACGUGCCUUGGGUAGUUGCAUCACGCUACGACUGCUUAGCUUAGAUGGCUGGAGUUUCAGGAUAGAGAACGUCAGUACGCUUGCAUCGGUACGGGGCUUCCUGUCGCUGACCUCGAUCCGCGAACUCGGCCUCAACAACUGUCGGCUCAAUAUAUCGAUGUUUAAGAGCGACGUCCAGAUGCCGAGCAGUGCGUACGAGUGCCGCUCGGUCGUGAACCUCAAGAUGGCGGGGGCUCAGAUUAUCUUCUCCGAUCACGUCUCGCUGAAGGGACCCCACAUGUUACCCUAUCUGACCGGUUUCGUGAAUCUACGGGAGCUGGAUCUGUCGGGGCCUGCGCGCACCGGUCUCGGCAGCAACACGUCCAACCCGUCGAUUCUGUCCGAUAAGGAUAUUAUCGGUUUCUUCUCCACGCUCAACGCUCACUUUAGUUCGCUCAACACCCUGAAAAUCUGCAACUGGAUCGUGCACCUGGACGAUGUCAAUCGGACGCUGAAGGCCGUUUCCAAACUGUUCAAAUCGAGCCCGAUGAGCCACGUCAAGGUCGACGGGAUCAUCGUGCUGGACCGGCCGAAGAAGCAACGGAUCGAGUCGCAGUUUAUGCAUGCCCUGCUCGCUUCGCUACCGCAGCUGCGGUGGCUGGGCCUUACCAUGGCCGGCAUGAACGAGGAACAGAUUGCGGCGCUCGGGACGUACUGCGCCGACAUCCGGGGAAUGGAGAUCGACAUCAGACUGUGCGAGUCGACGAUCGAAAGUGCAAGAUUAAUGACACACCCGCUCGGACUGGACGGGAAGUUUGACAUACGGGUGUCCACGUUCGGUACCUCCAACAGCAUCCUGGUCCACAUCGAGAAGACGUCGACCAAGAGCCUAUCCCGCAAGUAGGCCAGCCGGCAGGUAGGCGAAAGGCAGUCUCGGUAAAGUGUAGAAAGAAUUUUUUGAAAAUGCUAUUGAUGUCUUUUCUCGCGUCUCUUAUAAAUCAUCUCCCCGUCACUAACCUUCGGGGGUUGGCCUGCGUUUCGCCGCGUCUGAAGAACUGGAAGCCUAGGUGGGAGUUGUUUCAUCGGAUGCUUGAUCGGUAGCUGGUAAAUGAAGUUUCAAACACUCUCCCCAAGUAACAAAAUUAGCUGCAGUCUAGCUUAUACAGCAAAAAGAAUUGGCUUAUACAGCUAAUUUGUGCCUGUAUCAGCUAGUCUGCAGGUAAUUUUUUUCGUUGGGUCUUUUAUAGAACCACACUCGCUAUAAUUUCAAUCAAUCACCCCUCGGUUUGACAUUGGACGCUUACCGUGUUUAAUGCAGUAUCCUAGGUGGCUAUGAUUUCGAAAGAAAAGAAGCAUGACAACAAUCAGGACAGUUGUUUAAAUUUAGCGAUUCCAUUAACAAGAUGUUACCAUGUUACGUUAGGAUAGACUGCUGUGAAAUUUUGGGGCCGUUCAUAAUUCACGUUGAACACAAUGUUAUACUUUAUAACCCCUCGUAGACUAUAUUUGAAUUUCUUGAACCCCUCCUCCACCCUCUUAAAGUAUACGUAGACUUUAAUAAUUAUGAUACUUAAACUAUACAUGGGAAAAAACUACAACAUUAUGGUUAGGUUUCUACAACAUUGCAUUAUUGGAUCUCCCCUUCAUAACCGAAUGCCCGCACCUAUCCCUUGAAACCUUUGGUUUUGGGCAAUGGCGGGGCCGACUUCUUUUGAUACUUUUACCCACUGUUGCUUCAAAGCCAGCUCGUUCUCCAACACCUUAGGUGUUUAAGGAAGUCUGGCCUUCACGAUGACCCAAAACCAGAGCUUAAAAUUAUUGACUGCCUAGGCUGAGUGCGAAAGCACUGCACUAUUCAAUCAAUAGCUAUGUGCAGACCAUUUGUACCAAACGGUAAAGGA
Ochlerotatus camptorhynchus is the source of this 4912-nucleotide messenger RNA. RefSeq lists its product as uncharacterized. The record is from RefSeq and is a predicted model, not a curated record. The transcript is spliced from 5 exons. The annotation marks the transcript as partial. Lineage: Eukaryota; Metazoa; Arthropoda; Insecta; Diptera; Culicidae.